Molecule: messenger RNA, 1109 nt
Organism: Didymodactylos carnosus
Lineage: Eukaryota; Metazoa; Rotifera; Eurotatoria; Philodinida; Philodinidae
Source: the annotation of a GenBank genome assembly
UUUUCAAUUACCCAAAUACAAGCAGAAAUGUCGGUACUACUUUGAUGUGCUAAAACGAAGUAACAGACCUUUAAUUAAAGACAAUAACUUACGCCGAAAGCGGAAAACUUGAUCAUAUUCUUCCUCCACUCUCAGAGAUUCAAGAUCAUAUCAGAAAAACUUAUGAAACGUAAUUUAUACAAAUUUCAUGUGAUAUCUAAUGCGCCUUUACUUGAAGAUUCAUAAUGUCCUAUUACUACUUUUAGGCUCUGAACAUCGUAUAAAUGGUAAAAAAUAUGCUGGUGAAGCUCAUUUUGUACAUCAAAAUCCUUCAACGAAUCAAUUGGCUGUCUUAAGUUUUCUUAUCAUUGAAUCUAAACAUGAAGAUACAGAAUGGCGUACAUAUGUUGAUAAAGCUGUAACGUUAAAUUCAACUGGUUAUCAAACAGUCUAUGAAGGGAAUUUGUCAGCAUUAAUGUAUGCCCACACGGAUAGUUACCAAGAUUUUUGGUGGUAUAAUGGAAGCCUAACAACACCACCAUGUUCUGAAAAUGUCAUCUGGAUAAUAUUUCAUGGUGGAAUAGAAUUUUCUGACAAUGAAUUACAAUUAUUACACAAAUAUGUAUUUUUUGAAGACUUUCGAGAACCACAACCACUAAAUAAUCGAAUAGUGCUAAGAAGUUAUCCAAAAGAAGAUGAUUCAAUGUUAACAGAUCAAUAUUAUUGUUGUAAUAAGCAGCAACCACAAUCAUCAACAUCAUUCGUUUAUUCUUAUUUCACAUGGCAAUAUUUGCUUCUUUUUACUAUUUCUUGCUUUAUUUCACUUAAACUAUAUUUAUCAAGACUAUACUAAACUAUAUUAUAUUUUAUUCUCUGAAAAGUAAAUUAUGAAUUAUAAUGAAAAGUACUUUAAGUACUUUUCAUUGAUAGGAUUUUUUUCGAUGAUAGGACAAACGGGAAUGAUAUUUCGCAAUACAAUAUCUAUUUAGUCAUGCAUAGAUACUUAAGGGCGCCUUUCGAAAUAUAUUCCGAUCGGUCCCUAUUCCGCUGUUUCUCUAUUCCCUGACUAUACCUCUAUUAUAGAAUAUUUCAUUGUAUAAUCAAGCUUGAUUUUCUUUUCUAAUUAAUUU